GUGAGCGAGAGGAUGCUGGCGGGGGGUGCGAGGAGCAUGCCCAGCCCCCUCCUGGCCUGCUGGCAGCCCAUCCUCCUGCUGGUGCUGGGCUCGGUGCUGUCAGGCUCGGCCUCCGGCUGCCCGCCCCGCUGCGAGUGCUCGGCCCAGGAGCGGGCCGUGCUCUGUCACCGCAAGCGCUUCGUGGCGGUCCCUGAGGGCAUCCCCACCGAGACCCGCCUGCUGGACCUGGGCAAGAACCGCAUCAAGACACUCAACCAGGACGAGUUCGCCAGCUUCCCGCACCUGGAAGAGCUGGAGCUCAACGAGAACAUCGUGAGCGCCGUGGAGCCCGGCGCCUUCAACAACCUCUUCAGCCUGCGGACGCUGGGGCUGCGCAGCAACCGGCUGAAGCUCAUCCCCCUGGGCGUCUUCACGGGCCUCAGUAACCUGACCAAGCUGGACAUCAGCGAGAAUAAGAUCGUCAUCCUGCUGGACUACAUGUUCCAGGACCUGUACAACCUCAAGUCGCUGGAGGUCGGCGACAAUGACCUCGUCUACAUCUCCCACCGGGCCUUCAGCGGCCUCAACAGCCUGGAGCAGCUGACGCUGGAGAAAUGCAACCUGACCUCCAUCCCCACCGAGGCGCUGUCCCACCUGCACAGCCUCAUCGUCCUGAGGCUCCGGCACCUCAACAUCAACGCCAUUCGGGACUACUCCUUCAAGAGGUUGUACCGGCUCAAGGUCUUGGAGAUCUCCCACUGGCCCUAUUUGGACACCAUGACACCCAACUGCCUCUAUGGCCUCAAUCUGACCUCCCUGUCCAUCACCCACUGCAACCUGACCGCCGUGCCCUACCUGGCCGUGCGCCACCUGGUCUAUCUCCGCUUCCUCAACCUCUCCUACAAUCCCAUCAGCACCAUCGAGGGCUCCAUGUUGCAUGAGCUGCUGCGGCUGCAGGAGAUCCAGCUGGUGGGUGGGCAGCUGGCCGUGGUGGAGCCCUACGCCUUCCGCGGCCUCAACUACCUGCGCGUGCUCAACGUCUCGGGCAACCAGCUGACCACCCUGGAGGAGUCGGCCUUCCACUCGGUGGGCAACCUGGAGACGCUCAUCCUGGACUCCAACCCGCUGGCCUGCGACUGCCGGCUCCUGUGGGUGUUCCGGCGCCGCUGGCGGCUCAACUUCAACCGGCAGCAGCCCACGUGCGCCACGCCCGAGUUCGUCCAGGGCAAGGAGUUCAAGGACUUCCCCGACGUGCUCCUGCCCAACUACUUCACCUGCCGCCGCGCCCGCAUCCGGGACCGCAAGGCGCAGCAGGUGUUUGUGGACGAGGGCCACACGGUGCAGUUCGUGUGCCGGGCGGACGGCGACCCGCCGCCCGCCAUCCUCUGGCUCUCGCCCCGCAAGCACCUGGUUUCGGCCAAGAGCAAUGGGCGGCUCACAGUCUUCCCCGACGGCACGCUGGAGGUGCGCUACGCCCAGGUGCAGGACAACGGCACGUACCUGUGCAUCGCGGCCAAUGCGGGCGGCAACGACUCGAUGCCGGCCCACCUACACGUGCGCAGCUACUCGCCCGACUGGCCCCAUCAGCCCAACAAGACCUUCGCUUUCAUCUCCAACCAGCCGGGUGAGGGAGAGGCCAACAGCACCCGAGCCACCGUGCCUUUCCCCUUCGACAUCAAGACCCUCAUCAUCGCCACCACCAUGGGCUUCAUCUCUUUCCUGGGCGUCGUCCUCUUCUGCCUGGUGCUGUUGUUCCUCUGGAGCCGGGGCAAGGGCAACACGAAGCACAACAUCGAGAUCGAGUACGUGCCCCGCAAGUCGGACGCGGGCAUCAGCUCCGCCGACGCGCCCCGCAAGUUCAACAUGAAGAUGAUCUGAGGACGGGGCGGGGGGGGGCAGGGACCCCCGGGGCAGGCCGGGCAGGGGAAGGGGCCUGGCCGCUGAGCGCUCGCUCCUCAGUCCUUCCCGCCGCUCCCCUGGCCCUCCACACACACCCCUGUUCCCUGCGGCUCCCCCCCACCCCCCACCCCCUGCCAGCCCUCACCGCCUGCCCUCUGUCUACCAGGACCUCCGCAGGCCAGGCCUGGGGACUCCACCUGCACAGGGCCACACGUUGACAGACUGGAGUCAGAAGCCGACAGACCGACACGCGGCACAGUCAAUAAUUCAAUAAAAAAAAGUUACGAGCUUCCUCUGUAACUUGGGUUUCAAUAAUUAUGGAUUUUUAUGAAAACUUGAAAUAAUAAAAAGAGAAAAAAAAAAACUAUUUCCUAUAGCUAGUCGGAAUGCAAACUUUUGACGUCCUGAUUGCUCCAGGGCCCUCUUCCAACUCAGUUUCUUGUUUUUCUCUUCUUCCUCCCCCUCCUCCUCCUCCUUCUCUUCCUCCUUUCUCUUCUCUUCCCCUAUGGGGAGGGAUCACUCAGGAAAACAGGAAAGGAGGCUCCAGCCCCCCCUGCCCGGGCAGCUGACAGGAGCGGGCAGGGCGGCAGGUGUGGGCCCGGCUCCGGGCUGGCCGUCUGCAGGGAGCAGGCGGAGGAGACAGGGCUGCCUGGUGGGGGUGGGGGCUGGUGGCCAAGCCGCCGGGAAGCAGUACUGCCGGGGGUCGGGGGCCCGACUCGGGUGUGGCUGAGACUCUGGACAGGGGCUGGGGUCCUCCUGCAGGACGGCACAGUCAGUGCAGAGGGCCAGGGGCUGGAGGCAGGACCGAGGCCUAACUUCUGGUCCCAGCUCUGCCACUGACUUACUGUGUGGUUUCAGACAGGUCACUGACCCUCUCUGGGCCUCAGUCUCCACAUCUGUACAAAUGGAAACGUGACCCCCCGCCCUGCCUACCUCACAGGGCUGUUGUGAGGAAUUGAUGAGAUGAUGUAUGUGAAACACUUUGUAACCUGUAAAGCGCUGUGCACAUGUGUG
Messenger RNA from Neomonachus schauinslandi (Hawaiian monk seal), 2892 nucleotides. It is a transcript of the gene LINGO1, whose product is annotated as leucine rich repeat and Ig domain containing 1. NCBI's taxonomy places the organism in Eukaryota, Metazoa, Chordata, Mammalia, Carnivora, Phocidae. The coding region runs from base 13 to 1857 and encodes 614 amino acids. Gene Ontology annotation, molecular function: protein binding. The record is from RefSeq and is a predicted model, not a curated record. The transcript has a single exon. Gene Ontology annotation, cellular component: extracellular matrix.